Labrus bergylta (ballan wrasse) is the source of this 1471-nucleotide messenger RNA. The record is from RefSeq and is a predicted model, not a curated record. NCBI's taxonomy places the organism in Eukaryota, Metazoa, Chordata, Actinopteri, Labriformes, Labridae.
GGCCUUCCUGCGGGCUCGCCAGAUGAACGUGGACAUCGGGACGUGGGUGAGGCUGCUGCGAAACGCCAUUCCCACCUCCAACAACUCAGGAACCUACAGUCCUCACGCACACAGCCUGACUCUUAACUCUGGGGAGGUCUCAGUGGAGAAGUUGAGUUUGGACAGCGACUCGCCGAUACGAGGCGAUUACAAGAGAGACGCGGACACACACACCCCGGACCGACCGCCUGUCAUUGAGCCCUUCUCCCCCCCAGACCUCACCCCUGAGGGCCCCGCCCGAACCCCGCCUGUCAGCAGUAAGCAGAGGAAAGGUCCUCUGUCUCUUCAGGACUUCAGGCUGAUCGCCGUGUUGGGCAGAGGACACUUUGGGAAGGUGUUGCUGUCAGAAUACAAGAAAACGGGCACGAUGUACGCCAUCAAAGCGCUGAAGAAAGGAGACAUCGUGGCUCGUGAUGAGGUGGAGAGUUUAAUGUGCGAGAAGCGCAUCUUUGAGGUGGUGAACCUGUCGCACCAUCCCUUCCUGGUCAACCUGUUUGCGUGCUUCCAGACGUCGGAGCACGUGUGUUUUGUGAUGGAGUACACGGCGGGAGGCGACCUGAUGAUGCACAUCCACACGGACGUCUUCACAGAGCCACGAGCCGUGUUUUAUUCCGCCUGCGUAGUUCUUGGACUUCAGUUCCUCCACGACAACAAGAUUGUGUACAGAGACCUCAAGCUCGACAACCUGCUGCUCGACACGGACGGCUACGUGAAGAUCGCCGACUUUGGGCUUUGUAAAGAAGGAAUGGGCUUCGGGGACCGGACCAGCACCUUCUGUGGGACGCCGGAGUUUUUGGCCCCGGAGGUGCUGACAGACACGUCGUACACCCGGGCAGUGGACUGGUGGGGACUCGGGGUCCUCAUCUAUGAGAUGUUGGUGGGAGAGUCUCCAUUCCCAGGGGACGAUGAAGAGGAGGUGUUUGACAGCAUAGUGAAUGAUGAAGUGCGUUAUCCACGCUUUCUCUCUACUGAGGCUAUCGGUAUCAUGAGAAGGCUGUUGAGGAGAAACCCUGAGAGAAGACUGGGCUCUGGUGAAAAGGAUGCAGAGGAGGUGAAGAAGCAGCCGUUCUUCAGAAAUGUGGACUGGGAGGCGUUGCUGCAGAGGAAGCUGCCCCCUCCCUUCGUCCCCUCCAUCGUCGGCAAAGAGGACGUCAGCAACUUCGACGAGGAGUUCACCACCGAGGCGCCGACGCUCACGCCUCCGCGGGAGCCUCGCGUGCUCUCGCGCAAAGACCAGGAUAGUUUCCGGGACUUCGACUACGUCUCCGACCUCUGCUAGUGGACCUCCAGGGGCAGGGGGUUGGGGGCUCACAGACCUCGAGGAAUGUUUUAUUUUGAAGGAUUCAUGGCCGAGCGUCUCCACUGACUCUCCCUUAGUUACACUGUGAAUGAAUGAGUCUUUAUCAUGUGUGUCUGCAGACUUUUAAAGAUG